This is a messenger RNA of Rhopilema esculentum, 1675 nucleotides long. RefSeq names its product aquaporin AQPAe.a. The record is from RefSeq and is a predicted model, not a curated record. Gene Ontology annotation, biological process: transmembrane transport; water transport. Gene Ontology annotation, cellular component: plasma membrane. NCBI's taxonomy places the organism in Eukaryota, Metazoa, Cnidaria, Scyphozoa, Rhizostomeae, Rhizostomatidae. Gene Ontology annotation, molecular function: water channel activity.
ACCUGUCAAGCGUACAAGCGAUACAAUGUAAACUAAUCUUCAAAGUCAGACAGGUUUCUCGUGGGAAGGUCUGUCUCUAGUUGCUUUGUUUGGUUUAGUCCUGUAUAACAUAUUGCACAGAAGACCGGCCGAAAUAACUAAUGGAGAACGCUACUAGCAGCGACCGAGAUUCGAGGGAAACGGAUCUAUUAGAUGGGUAUUAUCUGACAGAGGACAAAGAGUUGCUGCGAAAAAGCCUGCUUGAUCCUAAGAAGGACUGGACUGAGCAAAAAAUAGCAUAUAAAAAGGAGAGUGACAGCGUGCAGCUUCCAGGCAACAAGAGUCUGAGAGGGCUACACCAAGCACCCGAUACUCUUGGAAACCAUAUAUUUGGACGAACAUAUUCUCAGAAGACAGACAGCUCCACGCAAACUGCACGAAAGCAAAGAAUGGGAAUGGUUGACGAAAUGAAAGAAGUCGGCUUCUGGAAGGCGAUAUUCGCCGAAUUCCUUGCGACGACGAUCUUCUUGCUGAAUAUCAUCAUGGUGGCAUGCGGUUCAGGCGUUGGUACACAGCAAAGUUUUUCAGCCAGCACUGUCUCAAUUGGUAUUGGAAUCGCGCUGAGCAUUUCAACCCUUGCACAAGCAAUAGGACAUGUCAGUGGAGGGCACAUAAACCCCGCAGUGACUGCUGGCAUGAUGGCAAUUAGAAAGAUUUCCCCAAUCAAGGGCUUUCUCUACAUAAUUGCCCAACUACUUGGUGCUGUCGCUGGCUCUGGUCUCGGAUACGGCCUAACCCCAGCAAAGGUUCGUGGUGGGCUCGGCAUCAAUGCAUUGAAUGAAGCGAUUGGAGUGAAGCCUGUUCAGGGAUUCGGUUUGGAACUAUUCUUCACAUUCCUUCUAGUUCUGACCGUUUGUGCAGUAACUGAUCCAGGCAAGAAAGUUGAGCCAUACGGAACUACAUUGGCGAUUGGAAUUUCAAUCUUGGUUUGCCAUGUCUGCUUGAUUCCAUACACAGGAUGCUCAGUGAAUCCAGCAAGAUCGUUUGGGCCAGCAGUCGUUACCAACUCGUGGGAUGACCAUUGGAUUUUCUGGAUUGGACCAAUGCUUGGUGGAGUUUUGGGAGCAAUUCUUUACGAAUAUGUCUUCAAGACCAAAGAGGUAAAUGAAAACUGCCGGGAUGAGAAUAGCUCACACAACGAAGGAACUGAACUCAAAUCAAGAGUCUGAUCAGUUGAAGAUGGGGGUGAUGAUGCAUAAUCGGUGUUUCUAAAGAACUGCAGGGAGAUGCCUUUGGCAAAAGACUAUCAUGUUCUUAUGAAUUUUUUCAAAUGAACGAAAAUUAGGAGGAACAGCAUAAAUUUUCCAAGAAAUAUAUAAGACAAUGGAAUUUGAUUAAAGAUAGACAAGUAUUAUUUCUGAAACUAUCUAGGUUUAUGCUUUUAAACAGUUUACUUUCUUUUAAACAGUAAAUAGUAUGCAAAACUUAAUUCUUUAAUACCCAUGUUGAUGUUUCCCUUUAAAUUUGCUCUUACCUCCUAAUCACUUCCCCCUCCCACAAAAGAUCACAUUUGCUGCCAUUGUUUUCACAUGGCAUAAAUUUUUAGAAUUGGGUUUCCCCAUUUUUGAAAUUCCAAGCUUUUCUAGCAUUAAUGUUACAUAUUUUAGUGAAUGUUCUUUGUUGGGGCUGCUUACGU